AUGGCGCUGCUGAAAGUCAAAUUUGACCAGAAGAAGCGGGUCAAGUUGGCCCAAGGGCUCUGGCUCAUGAACUGGCUCUCCGUGUUGGCUGGCAUCGUCGUCUUCAGCCUAGGGCUGUUCCUUAAGAUCGAGCUGCGGAAGAGGAGUGAUGUGAUGAAUAAUUCAGAGAGCCAUUUUGUGCCCAACUCCUUGAUAGGGAUGGGGGUGCUGUCCUGCGUCUUCAACUCUCUGGCUGGCAAGAUCUGCUAUGACGCCCUGGACCCGUCCAAGUAUGCCAAGUGGAAGCCCUGGCUGAAGUCGUAUCUGGUCGUCUGUGUCCUCUUCAACAUUGUCCUCUUCCUGGUGGCCCUCUGCUGCUUCCUAAUGCGGGGCUCCCUGGAGAGCACCUUGGCCCAGGGGCUCAAGAAUGGCAUGAAGUACUACCGAGACACAGACACCCCUGGCCGGUGUUUCAUGAAGAAGACCAUCGACCUGCUACAGAUCGAGUUCAAAUGCUGCGGCAACAAUGGCUUUCGAGACUGGUUUGAGAUUCAGUGGAUCAGCAAUCGUUACCUGGACUUCUCCUCCAAAGAAGUCAAAGAUCGCAUCAAGAGCAAUGUGGAUGGGCGAUACCUGGUGGAUGGUGUUCCCUUCAGCUGCUGCAACCCCAACUCGCCACGGCCCUGCAUUCAGUACCAGCUCACCAACAAUUCGGCUCACUACAGCUACGACCACCAGACAGAGGAGCUCAACCUGUGGGUGCGUGGCUGCAGGGCUGCCCUGCUAAACUACUACGGCAGCCUCAUGAACUCCAUGGGCGCCGUCACACUCCUCGUCUGGCUCUUUGAGGUGUCCAUCACAAUUGGCCUACGCUACCUGCACACAGCACUGGAAGGCGUGUCGAACCCCGAAGACCUUGAGUGCGAGAGUGAGGGCUGGCUUCUGGAAAAGAGCGUGUCGGAGACUUGGAAGGCCUUUCUGGAGAGCUUGAAAAAGCUGGGCAAGAGUAACCAGGUGGAAGCCGAGGGUGCAGACACAGGCCAGGCCCCAGAGGCUGGCUGAUGGCCCUGGGCCCCCUCCCCUCCUGAACACUGAGAAGUAGCGGACUCCAAGAAAGCGGAUACCCCACUUAUCCAAUCUGAAUCUCCCAAGGAGGGCAGCCGUCUUACUACAGAGACUCUUUCUGAUGGUGGGAUUUAAAGUUUAGGGUCCCUAAAACUGUUUGGCAAACAUUUGUUGAAUGACUUAAAAUAUUAGUGAAUGAGCCCUGGCUCAGGCCCACUACUUCCCGAUAUGCCCUCAUGGUGGACUCAGGGCGCCUCUCAGUGGAUCACUCUUCAUAGCACAUGAAUUCAGUUCCACCCUGAGGCUACUACUGGCUGCACUGAGGGCAACUCCCCUUUUUAAGAGUUUGCCAUUACAGGCUCCAAGUUGUUUCAUUCUACGUCCAAAGUGUCACUUGGUGCAUAAGCACAGGAGUCUGAAAAAUGUACUGGCCAUGUCGUCAUUCUUCUGUUUUUAAAUGCCAAGACUGACAGGACAGCCAUUCUGUUUGUGUAAUUGUGCAGGGCGGGGGAUAGUUAUACUUUUCUAAGACUAAUGGGCUCUCCAAAGCACUGAGGGCCCACGAGAGGAAUUCUUCAAUCAUGGGGCAAGAGAACUUAAAGACAGGGGAUUAUUUUCCUCACCAAAAACAUAGUUAAAGGCUACUCUUGUGUCACAUCCCCAUGCCCUCGCUUAGUCUGGAGUGAGCUAUGGGCUGAGGAAGUCAGGUUGUUGGCUGUUCCGGCAACAUCACGCCCCUGAAGUGCCAGGUGACCUCCUUUGGCUUGUCUGUGGAAGCACUGGACUAGGUGGCUGCUCUUCACUGGAAGAGGAGUAACAAUGAGACAAGAGUCUACCCUCUGGACACUGGGCCUCUCCUCUCAGACCCACACAGGUGGCCACAACAGCCCACAUGGGUGACACUAAUGGUCCACAGUGGAGGGCAAAGCAUCCUCUGGAAGCUUCUUCCUGUUUCCUUCCCCAGAUACCUAUCCUGCAAAGCAGUAUUUCUGCAAUGCCUCUGUAUUAAAGAUUCUUUGAAACUCAGUCCAUCUUCCUGAGCUAGUGACUCCAAGAGAAAUUUUACCUUCUUUCAGGGAAGAGAGAAAAGGGAAGCUUUUAGGGGAAGGAGAGAACGGCUUCAUUGUUGUGCUGAGUGUUCAGUGGGGAGACAAUAAGACUUUGGGUGCUGCCUGGGGCAUGUUCUGGAGCUCUCAUUCUCCCAGGCAUUAAAACAUUUGGACACUCUUGCUCUUGGGGCACCUGGGUGGCUCAGUCAGUUAAGCAUCCGACUUUGGUCAUGAUCUCACGGGUUUGUGAGUUCAAGCCUCGUGUUGGGCUCUGUGCUGACAGCUCAGAGCCUGAAGCCUGCUUCAGAUUCUAUGUCUCCCUCUCUCUCUGCCCCUCCCCCGUUCAGGCUCUGUCUGUGUCUCAAAAAUAUAUAAAUACUAAAAAACAACCACAACAAAAAAACCCCCAAAAAACCAAACCAGAACAAAACAAACAUUUGGACACUCUCAGACUUUGGCCCAGGUUUAAUUUAAUUAGACUUUGGAGUCUCCUUGAGACCAAAGAAUGGUCCACAUUGAAAAUGCUGAGGGAGUCAGCCACCUCUGACAAGGGUCCUGGAACUCUCUCCCCUCGGGAGUGCUGAGAACCAUCGAGAAAGUGCUGCUCUAGGCUCAUGUGUAA
This is a messenger RNA of Acinonyx jubatus (cheetah), 2715 nucleotides long. It is a transcript of the gene PRPH2, whose product is annotated as peripherin 2. Gene Ontology annotation, biological process: visual perception. NCBI's taxonomy places the organism in Eukaryota, Metazoa, Chordata, Mammalia, Carnivora, Felidae. The transcript is spliced from 3 exons. Gene Ontology annotation, cellular component: membrane. The record is from RefSeq and is a predicted model, not a curated record. The coding region runs from base 1 to 1041 and encodes 346 amino acids.